This is a messenger RNA of Amphimedon queenslandica, 804 nucleotides long. RefSeq lists its product as uncharacterized. NCBI's taxonomy places the organism in Eukaryota, Metazoa, Porifera, Demospongiae, Haplosclerida, Niphatidae. The coding region runs from base 9 to 788 and encodes 259 amino acids. The record is from RefSeq and is a predicted model, not a curated record. The transcript is spliced from 4 exons.
AAAUCACGAUGAAGACUCUUGUAUUCUUCUUUAUGACUCUCAGUGUUUGUGCUCUGGCUUUGCCAAGUAUGUCAAUAGCUGUAUGUGUUAAUGUAUGUUCAUUGUAUGUUAUUUCUAUGAUAGGCACAAAGUCUUACCACAGUGAUCAUUACAGCAACAGGAACAAAGUAACAAACAUGAAUAAUGAGGCUUCACCACCAGAAGAAGGGACAUCACUUUUACAAGAAGGUGGUACAAAAGAUAUAGAAGUCAAAAUUGAAGGAGAAAAAAUUUGUGUCUACUAUAAGGGAAAUAAGUUAGGCUGUGUUGAUAUUACAGCUGCAUGUGGAACAACAAUUUUUAGAUAUACUUUUGGAUGUGCUGAUGACGAGGAGCUGUUUGCUGAUCAUUGCUAUAAGAAAUGUUCACUUCUUGCUAAUGAAACUUUCCCAAUACGCAUAGGACCAAACGCAUGUGCAGGGGAUGGAUGCCCUUCAGAUUGGGAAUAUGAAGCUGGUCUCUGCUAUCCUGAAUGCGAAGAGCACUAUACCGGACUUGGCAGCGUUUGUUGGGGACAUUGCAGCCAUUUCUGUGGAGAGGAGUACACUGACAUGGGCCUAUACUGCUACCAGUGGUGGCCACCAAAGAGCUGUACCAAGCCAAAGCAUGAUAGAGGUGCUCCGAGCCUCCCUUACAUACCCUUGACUGAUGGAGAAGGAUGCAGUGGGUUUGGUGUCAAUAACAAAGGAAAAUGUCCAUUCGAAGAUCUCUCUAGUAAAUUGCCCAUUGAUAUUUGCAAAAAGCAAUGAACUGGCUUAAUAUAAU